AAUACAUUAAACAGAAAGAUGCCCGAUUCGCCGUUCUGAGAAAACUCCGCGCAAAGAAUUAAAAUGUUAAGAAACCUACGCCGAGUCGGCCAGCUUCAACGGGGUUUUGCGCAGCGGGGUAAUGCGAUCCCCCCCCCCUUACAGGGGCUACAUAUAAGGUCUCUGGCAGAGGAGGGGAAAGACACCUGGGGCAGAAAGAAUGGCCCCAUCUUACAACAAGGGGGAAGAGGGCCUAAAAAGGGGUGGCCUGCCUGCUAUUUUCUUCCCUCCUGCCGGGAGCCUCCCUUCGAAUUCUGAGCGGGUCGCAUUGUGACGCCUGAAUGGUUGCCGCGAGUGUGGCUCCCGCUGGGAUCAGCUCCCGCGCGGGCUCGGCGUAGUCCAGGAGCUGCAAAAAAAAAAAAAAAAAAGGAAAAAAAAACAUGGGGCUCCGCAAGACGGGAGGCGCGUGCACACUCGCCUUCUUGCUGAACCUGUGGUUGAACCUGCUAGCCGAAGAAGAGCCCGACAUCGCCUUUAAUGACUCGCUGUCUCUAGAAGCGGCUUUAGCGGAGCCUAUCGUGCAGCUUGUGGACUCGGGUGAAAAUUUGACAGAGCCUAAAGAAGUAGAAUUUGGAGAAUGCACUGUUACAUGUGGUAUUGGCAUUCGAGAAGUUAUAUUAACCAAUGGAUGUCCUGGAGGUGAAACAAAGUGUAUUGUUCGUGUUGAAGAAUGCAGAGGACCAGCAGAUUGUGGCUGGGGCAAACCUAUUUCUGAGAGUCUUCUUAGUGUGAAGAUACCAUGUAUAUUUGUACCUCCAGAAAAUCGAUUUCAAUAUAUUUGGAAAAUGUUGAUUCCCGACCAACAAUCACUCAUUAUUCCUAAUGAUUCAGCUAUUUUGGAAGUACACAGAGAUACUCAUCCCGUUGCAUUUGAGUGUGAUACAAUAGAAAAUGAUGAAUUGAUUGCAUCUGUAAAAUAUACAGUGUACACCACAGCUGAGCUGGAAACAAGGCGUUUGAGGAAGCCAAGUACAGAUAUCGUAUUGGUGUUUGUCCUGAUAACCGGAGUUAUAGUUUGUGUUGGAGUUAUCUUUGCAAUAACUUUCAUCAUUCUUAAUUGGGCUGCUGUGAAAAGCUUCUGGCAGACAAAAGUUUGGAAAAAUAAGGAUGACUUAGGUUCAGUGAGAACAUCAGUUGGGCCAGCAACCACAGUAGAAGCAUCUCAGAUGUCACAAGCAGAAACCUCUGCACAGGAACAAGGUUCCUAUCAGGAAUGGAAUGCAGCAGGGGGAGAAGAAGCAGAAGGGGAAGGAGACAAAGGAAAUUAUUAAAAGGAAGAGGGGAAAAUAUUUUAUAUCGAAGAGAUUAUAUUAAAAGAUGCACAAAAUAUUAAAGAGUACCACUUCUAAAAAAAAGUGACUUUUGCUGCUUUGAUGAACAUUGCUUUGAAACGUUGAAAUAAUGUGGUGUGAAACUGUAGGAACCAGAUUUAAAGGUGGAUUUCUGCCGUGACGAUUACUAUGAUUCACCGGAGGCUUUUGCCUUUCAGGGUUCUUGAAAACCAAAAAAUGAAAUAUUUUAAUAAGGAGUUACCAAACUUGCAACAAAUAAAUGGCACUCUGAUUCUAAA
This is a messenger RNA of Crotalus tigris (Tiger rattlesnake), 1609 nucleotides long. It is a transcript of the gene SPACA1, whose product is annotated as sperm acrosome associated 1. Gene Ontology annotation, biological process: acrosome assembly. Bases 420 to 1310 code for a protein of 296 amino acids. Gene Ontology annotation, cellular component: acrosomal membrane. NCBI's taxonomy places the organism in Eukaryota, Metazoa, Chordata, Lepidosauria, Squamata, Viperidae. The record is from RefSeq and is a predicted model, not a curated record. The transcript has 7 exons.